AUGUUAUCCGCCUUCACCGCGCGGCCACUGGUCGAAUUAAGGCCGCGCGAUAAAUCAAAGAUUGACUCCGUCCUCGCCUACGGUGACCGUCUUCUCGCCGGCCUCAACAACGGCUCUCUCCGCAUCUAUCGUGUCACAGACGACAACGCGACCGAGCUACUCCGUGAAUUGGAGAAGUUCUCCCGCUACCGUAUUGAGCAGCUUGCGCUUGUGAAAGAAGUGGGUGUGCUGGUCUCGCUGGCCGGUGGCUAUGUCUCGCUCCACGACUCUCAGACCUAUGAGUUGAAUGAACAGUUGGCUCAGACGAAGGGUGCUUCAGCGUUUGCUAUUACCUCGAAUGUGGUGAAUGAUCCGGAUACGAAUGUUCCAGCUAUUGUAUCGAGGUUGGUGGUCGCUGUCAAGCGGAAGAUUUUCAUGUGGGUUUGGCGUGACAUGGAGCUUGAGCCGAACACUACGGAGCUGAGCUUGGUUAGUGCCGUCAAGACCAUGACUUGGGUCUCUGCUACGAAGCUUGUUGUUGGCCUGAGCUCUAGCUAUGUUAUGGUUGAUAUCAAGAGUGGCCAGGUCUUUGAGCUUCCUGGCCCGGGAAUAUGGAGGAGUCAGGAAGAUUUACAGGAGUUGGCGCUGCGAGGUCAGAUCUUGCUAGCGAAGGAUAUCAACACGCUUUUUAUUGACGUUGAUGGCCAGCCUCUCGGUCGGAGGCAGAUUCCCUGGAGCCAUGCGCCUGUGGAAAUUGGGUAUUCAUACCCAUUCCUCUUGGCUCUUCAUGACACUGCUAAGGGUGUGCUCGAAGUCCGGAACCCGGAAACUCUAUCACUGCUUCAGUCUAUUCCUCUGCCCUCGGCUAGCAUUCUGCACAUACCCCAGCCGAACAUCAGUCUGGCUCAUGCUGGCAAAGGCUUCCUAGUCGCUAGUGAUCGGACUAUCUGGAGAAUGGAGGCUCUGAGCUACGACACCCAGAUCGAUGCGCUGGUAGAGAAGGGUUACUUGGAUGAGGCAAUCAGCAUGCUCGGCAUGCUUGAGGAUGCUCUUCUACGAGACAAGGCCGGCCGACUACGCUCCACCCAGCUAGAGAAAGCUCAAAGCUUAUUCGCAUUGCGGAAGUAUCGCGACUCUUUGGACCUCUUCACCGAGAUUGCUGCUCCUCCCGAGAUCGUCAUUCGUCUUUACCCCCGCUUGAUCGCCGGUGACCUCUCUGCUAUUCCGGAGAAGAACGGAUCCGAUCAAGCAAACGACUCUCAAUGUGACGAGUCAUCCGAACUGGCUAAGGAUGGGCCCCCAAAUGGGCCCCCAAAUGGACUCACGUCCCUUCACGCCCCCUCUGUUCAGUCUCUUUUGCGAAGGACCGAAGAUGGCAGUGACGCCAGCAGUACCCGUGACGAAGAAAAGGACCUGAAAUUAUCUGUCCGUGAGCUCCAGGGAUACCUGGCGGAUGUCCGCCGACGGUUUCAGCGAUACCUUGGCCCGGAGGGUACGUUGAGAACACCGGCACCUACCGAAGCUACAGAUGAAGCGAGUGCCUCUGUGCUCAAACUUCUCGACUUCCCUACGCCCGAAAACUUUUUGGAAGUCAUUCGUGCCAAGGCUCGGCUCGUAGACACUACGCUGUUCAGAGCACAUAUGUUUGCUACGCCAUCUCUUGCAGGGUCUCUAUUCAGAAUUGCCAAUUUCUGCGACCCUGAUGUGGUGAUGGAACGUCUCGAAGGGACAGGUCGAUAUAAUGAUUUGAUCGACUUCCUCUACGGCAAGAAUCUCCAUCGCCAGGCUUUGGAAUUGCUUUACAGAUUGGGUCAUGAGGAGUCAGGGUUACUUAGCGGACCAACUCGCACAGUCGCAUACUUGCAGGAUCUCCCACCUGAACACAUCGAUUUAAUACUCGAGUUCGGAAAAUGGCCACUUGAAGAGAACCAUGACAUGGGCAUGGAAAUCUUCCUUGCAGAGACCGAAAAUGCCGAGACGUUACCAAGGCACCGUGUCCUAAGCUUUUUGGAGGGCAUUGAGAUCAAGCUUGCUAUUCGGUAUCUCGAACAUGUCAUUCAAGAAUGGAAUGAUAUGUCGCCUGACAUGCAUCAGCGGCUUCUGAUGCUGUAUCUUGAUCGAAUCUACGCUGACAAAAGCGACAAGGAUUGCAAGGACAAGUUCCUGUCUAUGCUCAGGGAAAGUGAACAAUAUUCACCAGCGAAGACUUUGGAUCGACUGGAUCGCGAGGAUCCAGACUUCUACGAGGCACGGGCUAUCGUCUUUGGCAAGAUGGGUCAGCAUCGCCAGGUUCUGGAAAUUUACGUUUUCAAGCUUCAUGACCAUGACAAAGCCGAGGAGUAUUGCAACCAAGUGCAUCUCACCGAGCCUCCAUCCGAAGACGAUGACGAGAAGACAAUCUACCUCACUCUCCUGUCCCUCUACCUCGAGCCACCACACGGUUACCAACCCCAACAUGGCCCCGCAUUGGUUGUUCUCGCCAAACAUGGAUCCCGGCUACCGGCAGAUGCAGCCCUUGGCUUGAUCCCUGCAGCAUUGCCUGUGCAGGAACUGGAGUUCUACUUCAAGGGUCGAAUGCGCGCAGCCAAUUCCGUCUUCAACGAGGCCCGCAUUGUGGCGAGUUUGCGCAAGUCCCGCGACGUGCAGACUCAGGCUCAGCUCCUCCUCGGUGAAGGUGUACGGGGAGGCGGUACCCGGGCACGCCACGUCACUGUUACCGAAGAACGGAUCUGUGGUGUGUGUCACAAGCGAUUGGGAGGAAGUGUGAUCAACGUCUUCCCUGACAACACUGUCGUCCAUCUGGGCUGUGCGAGCCGCAUUCCCAACUUUCGUUCCGGGUAG
Penicillium maclennaniae is the source of this 2820-nucleotide messenger RNA. RefSeq names its product putative vacuolar morphogenesis protein AvaB. Gene Ontology annotation, biological process: vesicle-mediated transport; autophagy; endosomal vesicle fusion. Gene Ontology annotation, cellular component: fungal-type vacuole membrane; cytoplasm. The transcript has 5 exons. The coding region runs from base 1 to 2820 and encodes 939 amino acids. The record is from RefSeq and is a predicted model, not a curated record. Lineage: Eukaryota; Fungi; Ascomycota; Eurotiomycetes; Eurotiales; Aspergillaceae.